Triplophysa dalaica is the source of this 6353-nucleotide messenger RNA. It is a transcript of the gene srgap1a, whose product is annotated as SLIT-ROBO Rho GTPase activating protein 1a. Gene Ontology annotation, molecular function: protein binding. Gene Ontology annotation, biological process: negative regulation of cell migration; signal transduction. Gene Ontology annotation, cellular component: cytoplasm. NCBI's taxonomy places the organism in Eukaryota, Metazoa, Chordata, Actinopteri, Cypriniformes, Nemacheilidae. The coding region runs from base 471 to 3761 and encodes 1096 amino acids. The transcript has 22 exons. The record is from RefSeq and is a predicted model, not a curated record.
UAUCCAGCUGCCUUGAGGUCAGUCAAAAUCCGCAAAACUGUCUGGCGAUCAGUCACUCGGACGCGCGGAACGGUGCCGAAAGUCACGCCGGUCCAUUAUAGCGUUUCAUUAUGCUGCCCUGUGUAUCCAUAUCUGUCGGCGGGUGAAUAAAGACAGAAAGCUCGGAUACGUUGCUGGAUAAAGCCGCAGACGUUCGCCCGAGGAGGAAGGUGUUACUUGGGAACGACUACAGGAAACUCUUCCCGUGCCUGUCUGCCCCGACGGCGCAAUUUCAUGCGGGAUCGUUUAUGACUCGUUCGGAAAAACGAUGAACAUUCGCGGUGGUGUUUGUUUUGGAUUUUCAGCCUGAACAACUUGGCAAAUACUUGGGAUGCGCUGGGCGUUGUGAGGAAAAAUAGUAUCAACAAACACGUCGGCUUGCAAACAUCCCGAUAACUUAUUCAUCGGUCGCCCGGUUGGACGAUUAAAACAUGUCGAACAACGCAAAGUUCAAGAAGGACAAAGAAAUCAUCGUGGAGUACGAGAGCCAAGUCAAAGAGAUCCGAGCGCAGCUGGUGGAGCAGCAGAAAUGUCUGGAGCAGCAGACGGACAUGAGGGUGCAGCUUCUUCAGGACCUCCAGGACUUCUUCCGCAAGAAGUCCGAGAUCGAAAUGGAGUACUCGCGCAACCUGGAAAAGCUGGCCGAGCGCUUCAUGGCCAAGACCAGGAGCACCAAAGACCACCAGCAAUAUAAGAAAGACCAGAAUCUCUUGUCGCCGGUGAACUGCUGGUACCUGUUGUUGAACCAGGUUCGAAGGGAGAGCAAAGAUCAUGCCACGUUGAGUGACAUUUAUCUCAACAACGUCAUCAUGCGCUUCAUGCAGAUCAGUGAAGACUCUACACGCCUUCUGAAAAAGAGUAAAGAUAUCACCUUUCAGCUGCAGGAGGAUCUGAUGAAAGUUCUCAACGAGCUCUACACGGUGAUGAAAACCUACCACAUGUAUCACACGGAGAGCAUCAGUGCUGAAAGCAAGCUGAAAGAAGCAGAGAAGCAGGAGGAGAAGCAGAUUGGACGGGCGGACCCCGUCUUUUACAUCCGCAUGGAGGACAAACACCAGAGGAGGAGCUCCGUGAAGAAGAUCGAGAAGAUGAAAGAGAAGAGGCAGGCCAAGUAUUCUGAGAACAAGCUGAAGUCGAUCAAAGCUCGGAACGAAUACCUGCUGACGCUCGAAGCCUCUAAUGCUUCAAUCUUCAAGUAUUACAUCCACGACUUGUCCGAUUUAAUAGAUUGUUGUGAUCUGGGAUAUCAUGCCUCUCUGAACCGGGCUUUGCGGACGUACCUCUCAGCUGAAUAUAACCUGGAGACAUCUCGACACGAGGGCCUGGACAUCAUCGAGAAUGCAGUGGACAGUCUGGACCCCCGCAGUGACCGCCAGCGCUUCAUGGAAAUGUACCCUACUGCCUUCUGCCCACCCGUCAAAUUUGAGUUCCAGCCACAUAUGGGAGAUGAGGUGUGUCAGAUAACAGCACAGCCUCCCAUGCAGGCUGAGCUCCUGCUGAGGUUCCAGCAGCUUCAAUCUCGCCUGACCACGCUAAAGAUCGAGAAUGAAGAGAUCAAGAAGACGUCAGAAGCCACUCUCACUACCGUCCAGGACAUGGUGACCAUCGAGGACUAUGACGUGUCGGAAUGUUUCCAUCACAGCCGUUCCACUGAAUCGGUCAAGUCCACCGUGUCAGAGACCUACCUCAGCAAGCCGAGCAUUGCCAAAAGACGUGCCAACCAGCAGGAGACAGAGCAGUUCUAUUUUAUGAAAUUUCGCGAGUAUCUGGAGGGCAGCAAUCUCAUCACCAAACUCCAGGCAAAACACGAUCUACUGAAGAGAGCCCUUGGGGAUGGAUACCGGGCUGAUUAUGCAACCACGAGGCCUCCCAGCCUUCCUCCUAAACCAUUUGGCACUCAGAGGCCCAGGCCACGCUCCGUAUUUAACGUUAAGCUAUUUAAUGGCAAUUUGGAGUCAUUUGUUAAGGAUUCUGGACAGGCGAUACCAAGGGUUGUUGAAAGCAGUAUUCGAUUCAUCAACCUAUAUGGCCUCCAGCAUCAAGGCAUAUUCAGAGUAUCUGGAUCUCAACUUGAAGUCAACGAUAUUAAGAACUCAUUUGAGAGAGGAAACGACCCCCUGACAGACGAGGAGAAUGAUCAUGAUAUAAACUCGGUGGCAGGUGUUCUUAAACUCUACUUUCGAGGUUUGGAGAACCCUCUCUUUCCAAAGGAGAGAUUCACUGAUCUCAUUUCCUGUAUCAGAAUAGAGAACCUGUAUGAGAGAGCUCUGUAUAUUCGUAAGAUCCUCCUGACUGUACCCAGAUCAUUUCUGGUAGUCAUGCGAUAUCUCUUCUCCUUUCUCAACCACUUGUCCCAAUACAGCGAUGAGAAUAUGAUGGACCCCUAUAAUUUGGCCAUCUGCUUUGGCCCCACCCUCAUGCCCACCCCGGACACUCAGGACCAGGUCUCCUGUCAGGCCCAUGUUAAUGAGGUCAUCAAAACCAUCAUAAUCCACCACGAGACCAUCUUUCCUGACACUAAGGAGUUGGACGGCCCUAUGUACGAGAAGUGUAUGGCCGGUGGAGACUAUUGUGAGAGUCCAUUCAGCGAACAUGGAGUUUUGGAAGAAGUUGAUCAUGAGGGAGGAACCCACACCAGCGAGGAUGAAGGGGAGCCCAUCGAAGCCAUCGCGAAGUUUGAUUACGUGGGCCGGUCUGCACGUGAGCUGUCGUUCAAGAAGGGGGCAUCUCUACUGCUGUAUCAGAGAGCAUCGGAAGACUGGUGGGAGGGGAGACACAAUGGCAUAGACGGUCUAGUUCCUCACCAGUACAUCGUUGUGCAGGACAUGGACGACUCAUUCUCUGACACUCUGAGUCAGAAGGCGGACAGCGAGGCCAGCAGUGGACACGGAGAGGAAAAAUGUCCCGUUAGGGAUAUGGGAUCCCCGACAGAUGGCAGAAUAGCCGAUGCUUAUGUCAGCAGGCACAGGAAGAGAAGCAACCCCCCGACUCGCCGGCCUCCGGCCUGCCCCACUGAGUCACACUGCAUGGUCCAUCCUUCCCAGGGCCACCACACUAACCGUAGUACCCAUGGUAGUCAUGGCAACCCAGAUUUGGGUUCCCCGGUGGUGGGCCACUACAGCCCACGGGAGCUUCUGAGAGGAAGAGCGCACAUGCCCAUGGACAGCCCAGAGAGACGCAGACGCACUGGCCACGGCAGUCUGACCAACAUCAACCGCCACGAGUCCAUCAAGAAGAUGGAAAGCCCGCCCAUCCGCAGGUCCACCUCUUCGGGCCAGUAUACGAACUUCUCUGAGCCUCACGGCAAGGGCCUGGAUCCAGAGAGCAUCGCACAGGACAUUGAGGAGACGAUGAACACAGCUCUGAAUGAGCUGAAGGAACUAGAACGGCAGAGUUCUGCCAAACACGCCCCUGACGUGGUGCUGGACACCCUGGAGCAGAUGAAGAACGCUCCCACGCCGACCAGUUCCACCGAGUCCCUCAGCCAGGUGCACGGCCUCCUGAUGCGGCCCGCGGGCGGCGAGACGGCCAUGCGGCGUAGUACCAGCUCUUCCGGCGACACCAUGAGUACCUUCAAGCCCGUCAUAGCUCCACGCAUGGGUGUGCAACUCAAGCCCCCCGCCCUGCGGCCCAAGCCCGUGAAUGCGAUACCCAAGACGGUUGCGGCGCAACAUCCAGGGCCUCCCCCGCAGGAUCCACUGGACAAAUCCUGCACCAUGUGAUCUCAUUCUGAGCGAGACAAUCAGGGACCGAGAGAGGAACAAGAUCAAGAAUUUUUGUUGAUUUUAAUUCCAAUGAACAUCCAUGUGUGGUUCGUCAAUUUCUUCUGUGGUGCCAUUGUCGUCUCCACCAUUUCUUUGGCUCUGAGGAACGAAUGGAAAUAAAUAAAGGUUAAAUACAGAAACGUUAUAACAGAUCUAGAAACAGUUUCCUGAUACUCUCAUGCCGUGGUCAGGAUUAACAAGAUCACUUGAUCCCUUUUUGAUCAAGACCUGUGUAUAUUCAAUGCUUGUAAUUAUAUUAUAGGUUUUUUAAUGAGAUGCAAUAACAGCAGAUGCUACGCAUGAUUCAGGAGAGUAAACUUAAGGUUUAUAUUUGUAUCUUGGGUUUUGGUGUUACUGGAUUCGUAAAUUAAGCAAACUAAGGGAUAUUUUCAGACACCUGAGAUGUUUCAUCACAUGUCAUUCUUAGUCUAGAACUACGCAACUAAUCCAAUUCAGUUCGCACGCAUGUCCAACCCCUUUGCUAUGUGAUACUCUGUGUGAAUAGAAUAAGAUAAUCUGACAACAAUACACAAGAAAGCGACAAAUCACUACAGCUUCUUGUGUUGUUUGGGUGACUAAAUAAGUAGUUUACAUCCACUAGGAACUUGAUAAAUGUGAAUAAUACAGAAACUAAGCUGGGUCUUUGGUUUCUUUGUGUUUACAGCAUUAAGGAUUGUGGGAAAUGUAGUCAUUGCAUCUCAGAGAAUUUGUCUAGCUGAAUCGGCCUAGUCAACACUUUUUUUUUUUUUUUUACUGAGGGUGAAUCGAGAAGUGACGCUGGAAAUACCACGAGGACACGUGUCAUGUUUGAUGCAUCCUGAUUGGCUGUUUGAGACAGUUGGCUUCGAAGUUGUACGUGCAAGGCUUUAGUUUGGAUAUUAUAUUUUUGAUAAUAAUAUUUGAAUAUAUACCCAGGGAGUUUGCGUACACCAGAUCCACAUAUGUUGAACAACCAAAUUUUAGUUGAUUAGUUGUUUUGUUUCUUUGAAGAACUUCACUCGUUUUCUUAUUUAGAAAUAUAUAUAUAUUUUGUAUAUAGAAAUGUACAUCAACUAACCCUUUUUAUUAUGUUUAAUCCCAGGUCAAUUUUGAACAGUUGCUCACAAGGAACAAUAUUUCUUUAUAUAUAUUUUUAGUACUUAUCAGCUUGAUUAGAUGUAAUAUGUUAAUAGUAAAGUCUAGCUGCCAAAAAGAUAAAGUUAUUUUACAAGUGCUGCUUAUAAAAUGUUACGGCUAUGAGAAGCUUCUGGUCUGCUUGACUGUCUAAACGCUUGGCUCGGUUCUGUCUUAUAUAGCAUGAAUGAUAAUCCUUUAGUUGUGACAUGCAAGUACUUUUCUAGAAACCUUUGAAGGCAAUAUUUCUCGUUUCACCAAACAAAGGAAUGAUUCCAAUAGCCAUGGACUUGGAGACUGUUAUUGCAGUGCUUUCAUGAGAUAGUAAAAAGUUUCUUAUUGUGUUUUUAGAGUCACACCGUGUAAUAAUGUCACAUACUGCACCACAUCCAAAUGAUGUCACACAAGGUACCCAAAGAAGAAGAAUUAUCGCGCCCCAUUUUAAAGAUUCUGUAUUUGCACUCAUGAAAGGCCAGCCUUUUAACUUCAACAUAACGAAAAGCCGAAUGUAUACAGCAUAUAAGUUUGAUUUAAUUUUAUCCCGUUCUGACAUUAAAAAAUAAACAUGCAAGUGCAUUUAAAUUAUUAAAACAGUUCGACAACACAACAAUAGCUUAGCGUGUGUGUGCUUAAACUGUAUUCACUGAUAUAAUUAUACGAAAUGUAAUCGUAUUUAGAUAGAAUAUUUUAUUAAAUGUGUCAGAUAGUGUUACAGAAUUGUGUACUGUAUGCGGUGCAUAACUACACAGAGGGAAAUACUGUACAUGACUCUUAUUUUAAAGAUUUAAUUAUAAGAUUUCUGAACAUACUAAAGCUUUUUGAGUACCAUUUUUAAUCAACCAUAUUAUUGUUUCAACAUACAUUUGAGAUGGUUUACCCUGUUGAAAAAACUAGCAUAUGCUGUAUGUUUUGAUGCUGGUUUGUGCUGGAAUAAGGUCACAUGCAGGUUUAAGCUGGGCCUGGGCUGGUUUAAGAUGGUGAGGAACCGGCACAUGACCAGCUUAAACCAGCAUAAAAACAUACCUAACCCAACAUAUGCUGUUUUUUCAACAGGGACAGGUCUCUUUAAAUCUUUGAGAAAGUGUUUUCCCUGCAAAACAAACACAGUAGGAUCUCGUGGCCAUGUGUCCAUCUACUUCUUCGUCCCAUGUAGCCUAUUUGUGAAAGUGCCUUUAAAAACGGUUUUAGAGGAACAUCAUAAAUGUCCUCUGUGCUGUGGCAUUCAUCUUUCAGAUAACAUUUAAGGAUUCUAGUUAAUAAAUUAUUACUAACGUGCUUCUAGCUAAAUUGUUUGAAUGAUGAAAUGAUAAAGAUACCGCUUAUUCAUCGUGACAUUGCACUUUUGUGUAAGACUGUAUAUUUGGCAUGUAACUUCUUAAGUUGUAGUCUUGGGGGGUACUGCACCUUUCUAAUAAAGAACAUCGUUUGGUCAGUUCA